UAGCAGCCACGGGAAAUCACUUCAUCAAUGACAGCCACACGAGGCAAAUAUCCGACGACCACGAAACCUGACGACGGCGGCACUUCUGACGGCGACUCCGACGACUGAACAACUGGCGGUGAAGACGACGACCUUGGCGUCGGAAUAGUGGCGAUCCAAACCUCGAACAAUUACGCGGUGCGUCUGAACGGAAUCGACGGUAGCGGUGGCGCGGAGUCUGAACAGGGUCGGCGGCAGAGGCUGGAAGAAACCCUUGAACAAGAUGGAGAUGGACCCGAAUAGGCAGCGGUAGAUGAAACCCCACGAAUAAGAGAACAGUUAAGAAAUUGAUCGUUUAUCAAGACCAACCAAGAAGAAGCUAAGGCUCUGAAACCAUGUCAAUUAUAAGAAAAAUAAUUCUCUUGUAUAUCUUUCAAAGAAUUGAUACUAAAUACAAUAGGAAAAAAUAAUUUAACAAAAACAUGAAUUUGCUUAGGUAUUUGGCUACUAUGAUGAUAUUUUUAUCUGCAUGAUUUUCCAGUGCAGUUUGAAUGAUAAGGUUGUUUUAUUUAUCAGUGUUCAUGCAAAAUUUGGAGUGUGCCAUUUCCAUGGUGCAGGUAAACAGAAUGCUUAAGCCAGACAAAUGGCAGUCAGCAUUUGAUAGUGAUGGAAAGGCUUUUGGCUUUCAGAAGGCACUCAAAUCAAUAGUUUUGGGGGGUGUGGAUCCGUCUAUUAGGGCAGAAGUAUGGGAAUUUUUGCUUGGUUGUUAUGCUGUAGGUAGCACUGCUGAGCAUCGAGGUCAACUAAGAACAGCCCGAAGGGAACGUUACAAGGACCUGAUAAAGGAGUGUCGGAUGAUACAUUCUAGCAUAGGAACUGGUUCCCUUGCCUACCCUGUGGGUUCUAAAGUUAUGGAUAUGAGGACGUCGUCUAAAGAUGAAGGGCCAAGAGAAGCUGAAAGUGAAAGUAGGGAAGCUUCCAUUCAUAAUACUAAUACAGUAGAAGAUUCUUUUUGUAGCAAUAAUAAUUGUAUAGAUAAUUCAUACACAUGUCAAAGGAAAAACUCAUGUAAUUCAGCAGAACUCGCGAGUGUUAGGGGAAGCACAGAUAGUGCGGUAGAUGAGUCUACCUGUUGCGUCCCAAAUUCUGGUCCUUGUAAUUGUUAUUCCCUAAAACCUGGGAGUGAAGCAGAUGGAUCAGCAAUUGUUACAGAAAAUUAUUAUGAUUUUCCUCUUCCUGUCAUUGACUUGUUUGACAAGGACAACAAAGAUAAGAACAAAUGUUUCCUGCAUAAUGCCAAACUUUCUACUCAACGUGAACUGAGAUUUGAAGAUGGCAACAUGCACAGUUUUCAGAUAAAUAACAAUGAAGAUUUAGUUAUUGAAUCAACAGCCUCAUCCUCCAACAAUGUUUCGCAUCCCAUUAGCUCUGAGAUUGAAAUGAUACAUCUUGAUUCAAGUGAUCCAGAAUUUCAGCAGAAUAGCUUGUGCAAUAAAACCGAACCAAAAAACAAAUUAAUCUCAAAUGUACCAGAAAGGGAAUACCUAAAUGCAACAAACUACCAUAAUGGUGCUGUCAGUGGAGAUAGAGUGUCUGAAUGGCUGUGGACCCUGCACCGAAUAGUGGUAGAUGUGGUUCGAACAGAUAGUCAUCUUGAGUUCUAUGAAGAUACGAGAAACUUAGCUAGGAUGUCAGACAUCCUUGCAGUUUAUGCAUGGGUUGAUCCUGCAACUGGUUAUUGUCAAGGAAUGAGUGAUUUGCUGUCUCCUUUUGUUGUUCUAUUCGAGGAUAAUGCUGAUGCAUUUUGGUGCUUUGAAAUGCUCUUAAGGAGAAUGCGUGAGAAUUUUCAGAUGGAAGGACCAACUCGGGUGUUGAAACAGUUGGAAGCAUUGUGGAAAAUUUUGGAACUUACUGACAGGGAAAUCUUCACUCACCUGUCACAAAUAGGUGCUGAGAGCCUUCAUUUUGCAUUUCCGAUGCUCUUGGUACUUUUUCGUAGGGAGUUAUCAUUUAAUGAGGCACUUUGUAUGUGGGAGAUGAUGUGGGCUGCUGAUUUUGACGAAUCAAGAGUUUACAAUUUAGAGGGUAGUUGUCUGGAAGCAUUGACAUUACAACUACCAAGAGGCUCGGGAGUUGAAAUAAGUGAGGGAAGAAUAGCCAAUAGUCAGAACAACAUGAAUGACACCUUACAAUCCAAUAAUGGGAAUUUAGAACGUUCUUCAUGUGACAAUGCUGGAAUGAAGUCAACAUCUGCCCAUGCAUUUUGUGGCUUGACAAGGAAUCUUUGUUCAAGAAAUGAUCAUAUGAAGAAGUGCUCUGUAAUAUCAUCAACUAAGCAAGGAGAUGAUGAGCUUCCUGUUUUUUGUGUUGCGGCAAUCCUUAUAAUGAAUCGCCCGAAGAUAAUUAGAGAAACACGUUCUAUUGACGAUCUGAUUAAGAUUUUUAAUGAUAAGAUGCUGAAGAUUAGCGUCAAAAGAUGUAUACGUACAGCAAUAAAAAUGCGGAAGAAAUACCUUUACAAGGUAAUCAAGAAAAAGAGCCUCCAAUCUCACAAUGAGGACUAGAAACUGCACCAUUUAUACAAUGCAACAAAAGUACAACAAUAGCAGGUAUUUUAAAUGGAACAGUUGAUGAAAAAUGCAUUGGCAGUUCAAGGAUUCAUGCUGAUGUUUAUGCAACUGUUCUCUGCUUCAGAUCAUUUAUCGUGCAGGGAUAAUGAAAUGGGAAGAAACAUCUUUGCUUUUGUCGUCUACAAUGGACUAUGGGAAGUUCUUUGGCAGGUUUAAGGUCAUCGACUCCAUUUUCAGAUCUUUGUUCCUUUUAAGUAUGGUAGUGCUGAGGAGGGCAUCUUAGAAACUUUCUUACACUUCCCAGAGCCAGAGGGGAAGUUAGUGUAUUUCAUUUUUUGGUAGCUUUCAUUAAAUUGAGAGUUAUAAAAAGCCACCAAGGACAUUACUGUUUUACACCCUUCCAAAUGUGAGUAGAAAAAGCAGAUUUCAUCCUACAGAGGUAUUUUUUUGUAUUUCCAAUUUUUUAUAUGCCAUUGAUGGCAAAAAGUAAUCACUGUAUAUUGAGGUCUUAACUUCUGUGCUUUUUUUUUCUUUUUUUGAUACCAAGAGAUCUUGAUUUUAAUUGGAUUAUGUGCCUAUAUUACAUUCAAUGUAGAGCUCGUCCUCCAAAGUUUGGUCUUGCAAAAA
Messenger RNA from Momordica charantia (bitter melon), 3176 nucleotides. Lineage: Eukaryota; Viridiplantae; Streptophyta; Magnoliopsida; Cucurbitales; Cucurbitaceae. The record is from RefSeq and is a predicted model, not a curated record.